Messenger RNA from Malania oleifera, 839 nucleotides. RefSeq names its product histone H4. Gene Ontology annotation, molecular function: protein heterodimerization activity; DNA binding; structural constituent of chromatin. Gene Ontology annotation, biological process: nucleosome assembly. Bases 324 to 635 code for a protein of 103 amino acids. Gene Ontology annotation, cellular component: nucleosome. The record is from RefSeq and is a predicted model, not a curated record. The transcript is spliced from 2 exons. NCBI's taxonomy places the organism in Eukaryota, Viridiplantae, Streptophyta, Magnoliopsida, Santalales, Ximeniaceae.
GGAUUCUGGACAAAUGAAAAAAACCCGCUCGAAAUUGGAAAAAGACCGCGCCCAGAUCGGGAGUGUGGAAAUGCCACUGCCAUGUCAUCGAUCCGCGAUCCCCUCAACUCGGCAUCUGGACCGUUAUUUUUAAAAUCCACGGCCGGAAAUGCUCUAAAAGAUCACGUUCACGGAUUGGUCUCCAUUGAUUCUGCUUUGGGUAUCACUAUAUAAACACAGAGCCGACACCAACGUACCAUAGCGAGAAGCAAGCAGUCCUUCCAUCCAGCAGGAAUCUUCAGUAUCCUACAUACAGGUCAAGUUCGCUUCUUCUUCUUUCGACGAUGUCGGGACGUGGUAAAGGAGGCAAGGGACUUGGAAAGGGAGGAGCCAAGCGCCACCGUAAGGUUCUUCGCGACAAUAUCCAGGGAAUCACGAAGCCGGCUAUUAGGCGUCUGGCUAGAAGAGGAGGCGUGAAGCGAAUUAGUGGUCUUAUCUACGAGGAGACCCGCGGAGUGCUCAAGAUCUUCUUGGAGAAUGUGAUCCGAGACGCGGUGACCUACACCGAGCACGCUCGCCGGAAGACUGUGACGGCCAUGGAUGUGGUGUACGCGCUCAAGAGGCAGGGCAGGACUCUGUACGGCUUCGGCGGUUAGGUUUUGAUUGGCGAAAGGUCUUGCUGUCAAGAAGAUUGGGUGUUCUUCUGUGUAGAUGAAGAAUUAAUUAGGGUUUGGAGCUUAGGUUAAGAUUUUCCUUCUUCUGCAUCAUUGUAAGUAGUGUAAUCUGGAUCUUGCCGUCCUGAAAACUGGAUUAUUUAGUGUAAUGAAAAUCUGUGAAAUGAACGGUGUUUGAUUCAUAAA